This is a messenger RNA of Plasmodium relictum, 2247 nucleotides long. Its product is annotated as conserved Plasmodium protein, unknown function. The transcript has a single exon. The annotation marks the transcript as partial. Lineage: Eukaryota; Apicomplexa; Aconoidasida; Haemosporida; Plasmodiidae. The record is from RefSeq and is a predicted model, not a curated record.
GAAGAAGAAAUAGAAGAAUAUGAAGAAGAGAUAGAGGAAGAUGAAAAAGAAAUAGAGGGAGAUGAAAAAGAAAAAAUAAAGGAAGAUGAAGAAGAAAUAGAAGAAUAUGAAGAAGAAAUAGAAGAAGAUGAAAAAGAAAAAAUAGAGAAAGAUGAAGAAGAAAUAGAAGAAUAUGAAGAAGAAAUAGAAGAAGAUGAAAAAGAAAAAAUAGAGGGAGAUGAAGAAGAAAUAGAAGAAUAUGAAGAAGAAAUAGAGGGAGAUGAAGAAGAAAUAGAGGGAGAUGAAAAAGAAAUAGAAGAAUAUGAAGAAGAAAUAGAGGGAGAUGAAGAAGAAAUAGAAGAAUAUGAAGAAGAAAUAAAAGAAGAUGAAAAAGAAGAAAUAGAGGAAGAUGAAGAAGAAAUAGAAGAAUAUGAAGAAGAAAUAGAAGAAUAUGAAGAAGAAAUAGAGGGAGAUGAAGAAGAAAUAGAAGAAUAUGAAGAAGAAAUAAAAGAAUAUGAAGAAGAAAUAAAAGAAGAUGAGAAAGAAAAAAUAGAGGAAGAUGAAGAAGAAAUAGAAGAUGAAGAAGAAGAAAUAAAGGGAGGUGAAGAAUUAAUAGAAGAAGAUGAAAAAAAAGAAAUAGAUGGAGAUGAAGACGAAGAAAUAGAAGGAUAUGAAGAAAAAAUGGGGGGAGUAGAAGAAAUAAAAGAAGAAAAAGGAAUAGAAGAGGAAGAAGAAGUAGGUGGAACAGACGAAAAAAUAAAAGAAGAAAAAGGAAUAGAAGAGGAAGAAGAAGUAGGGGGAAUAGAAGAAGAAAUAGAAGAGGAAGAAAAAGUAUGGGGAAUAGAAGAACUAGAAGAAUAUGAAGAAGAAAUAGAGGAAGAUGAUGGAGGAGUAGAAAAACUAGAAGAAGAAAAAAAAGAGGAAAUAAAAGACGAAGGGAUAGAAGGGAAAAAAAUAAAAAAUAUAGAAAAAAAGGAAGAAAAAGAGGUUAAAGGAGAAGAAAAGGAUGAAUGUAAAAGUGAAAAAGGAAAAAAGGAAGGAAUAAAUAAGGAAGAAGCUAGAGAAAAUGAAAAGGGACAAAAAAUUAAAGAAGAAAAACAUAGUAAUUUACACAAAUACAUGUUAAUUAAAAGUUUGAGUAAUAAACCAAGAAGUAGUAGUAAAAAAGUUGAAACUUUCGAAACAGAAAGUAUUAUUUUAUUAAACACUUUAAGUAAAGUAAAAAUGAAAGAUGAAAAUGAAAAAGAUUUAGAGGAAAAGUUCAUAUCUUUGGGUGAAACUAUAAGAAAAAAAAAUUUAGGAUAUUUAAUACUAAUAAAUGAAAUAAUGGUAUACUUACUAGAAAAUGAAAAUUUUUAUAAUAGUAUUAAAAUUUUCUUAAAGCAGUACUCUUCCUUUAACAAAGAUGACACAAAUUAUAAUUUACUUGAAUGUAAAAAGACGGAAAAUACCAAUGAAGAUACUAUAAAAGUUUUUAAAAAUAAAAUAAAUGAAGAAAAUUUUAAGAGUGAAAAGGAUGAAAAAGAUAAGAAUAGUAUAAGUAAUGGCAACAAUCAAGAAAUUAUGAGUGAUGAAGAUGAUAAAGAAAGUAAAAGUGAUGAAGACAAUACAGAAAAUAAAAGUGAUGAAAGUGACAAAGAAAGUAAAAGUGAUGAAAAUGACAAAGAAAGUAAAAGUGAUGAAAAUGACAAAGAAAGUAAAAGUGAUGAAAAUGACAAAGAAAGUAAAAGUGAUGAAGAUGAUAAAGAAAGUAAAAGUGAUGAAGAUGAUAAAGAAAGUAAAAGUAAUGAUGAUAUAGAAAGUAAGAGCGAUGAAGAUGAUACAGAAAGUAAAAGUAAUGAUGAUACAGAAAGUAAAAGUGAUGAAGAUGAUAAAGAAAAUAAAAGCGAUGAUGAUGUAGAAAGUGAGAGUGGUGAAGAUGAUAAAGAAAGUAAAAGCGAUGAAGAUGAUACAGAAAGUAAAAGUGAUGAAGAUGAUAAAGAAAAUAAAAGCGAUGAUGAUGUAGAAAGUGAGAGUGGUGAAUAUGAUAAAGAAAGUAAAAGCGAUGAUGAUGUAGAAAGUGAGAGUGGUGAAGAUGAUAAAGAAAGUAAAAGUGAUGAUGAUGUAGAAAGUGAGAGUGGUGAAGAUGAUAAAGAAAGUAAAAGCGAUGAUGAUGUAGAAAGUGAGAGUGGUGAAGAUGAUAAAGAAAGUAAAAGCGAUGAUGAUAUAGAAAGUGAGAGUGGUGAAGAUGAUAAAGAAAGUAAAAGUAAAAAUAAAAACGAGAGCUAA